Molecule: messenger RNA, 1743 nt
Organism: Phytophthora nicotianae INRA-310
Lineage: Eukaryota; Oomycota; Peronosporomycetes; Peronosporales; Peronosporaceae
Exons: 4
Coding region: 1-1743 (580 amino acids)
Source: RefSeq, a predicted model, not a curated record
AUGGAAGGAGGCUACUACGUUCGAGUGGCCCUGCGGAGUAUGGCCAAACACAUCCAACCUGUCCCAAUUGCGCCGAUUGAUGAGCCCGCUCAGGCUAAGCAACCCGAUAGACGGUGGGCGAGACGUGCGGUUCCACGAGAUGCAGCUAUCGUGCUUGCUCUUCACAUGACAUUUAACGAGGCAGUGCAUGUACAUGACCCAGUCGAUACAAACGAAGCUGAUCGCAUCUUUGCGUAUUCCGUGAAAGGAUUAGCGGAUCAAAUGCUCUUGCCGAUACUUAUGAGUGACCAGCAUGUACUCCAAGACGGAGAUUUAUCAUUCCAGCACGAUGUUGUGCCCGUCGCUCCGGGAAAUGAUCGACAUGCGUCGAAACUCAUCCGAAAGCAAAUAAAAAAACGUAAACAAAGUUUUGCAACAGAGAAGACGUCCGCAUACGGGAACUACGCGGCAUCUCGAGCGUCGUCGCGUACAGAAUCCCGCUUUGGGUCACGAUUCGGAGGGUCAAGAGUGUCGACGUCAGUUCGUAAAGGUCAUAAGAUGUCGUUGGCGCUGGGUUUUAAUGGUGGAGAAUUCAUGAAUUUAGAGAGCCAAGCAUCGAACAAUAAUUCUCCGUGGCUUUCGUCGUCUUCAGUAACCAGCACCGCGAGAGGAGCGGUAGAUUUUGCUGAAUUGCAGCGAAGAACCGACAUCGAACGCGACUUGAGUACUCGGGACUCUGUACGAAGAUCAAAUGACGAGAUUAAUCGCAAGAAUGAAGUUCGAAUAAAACUUCGCUCUCUGGCUGAUCCAACAGUUUCUCUCGAAAAGGAGGAGGCGAUGAUAGCGGCACUAGGAGAACGAGGACAACGCUCUCGUCUUCAGCAGAGUCGACAAGGUACUCGAGGUAAAAACCCAGCCACGUUGUCACCAUUAAACGGUAAACGUGGACUGAAUCUCACGACGCUGGAUACCAAUGAGAACAUGACGUUCCGAACGGAAGACUACGAAGGACUCACCUCAGACGUCGUACUGUAUGGCAAAGGUGGUGAGCUUCUGAUCUCCGAGAAUUGCUUCGUUGUUGAACACAAAUUGCGUCAGGAACUUCUGCUCGAUCUACAUACUCGAGGAGUGAUUCAACCGCGUAUCAAACUUGUUGGAACGUCCAAACCAGCCGAGGAAAACUCGCCAAUUACCACUAAAAAAUUGCGGUCGCCUCCGCGGCCACUGCGCUCGCCGUCUCCACUGAAACAUACAGUCACUAACACCACCGAGUUUGGAGAUCAGAUCGGAUCGUUUGAGUCGUCGUCGAGUCUUUCAUUUGACUUUCAAGGAGUACCUCUUGCCAAGGGAGUCGCGCUCAAGCUUCCCGAUCCUCCAGUAGCUCAGUCUUCUCACAACAGAAAUGCAAUACCACAAAAAGCAGGGAAGAAGACGGCUAUUCUAGAAAACUUGCCCAGUGCCAAGCUUCUCACUGCGUUAACCAGUGAUCCAACCGUUAUUAAGGCAUCGCAGAGUGACUCGGCUCUACAGAAAACUUCAAGGAUCCAAUCCUCUGGAACGGCCAAGAUGACGAGUGCUGGGAGCCCUGUACUACCCAAACAUGUCCACAACGGUGAGAAACAUCUACAGAACUUACGGAUCCGAACUCCAGCGUAUCCAAAUCGACUGUCCCACAAGACACCGUUGUCCAUCGACGGAGCAGAAAAUCUCUUUUCACUCCACGAAGUUAGUAUCUUAUUGUACAUUAAUAAUUGUGCGUGCUAG